AUGAAGCACCAAAAGGAAGAACAUGACAUGCCUGUCAAGCUCCCUGGUACUCACCACGGCGAAGAGACUCUCUAUACAUCUCCUCGCAACCAUCGGGCAAUCGCCAGCAAUUCUGAAUCAGUACAAGACAGCGUUGUCGCCACGGAGACAAUGAGCGACUCAAUGGGUCCCUCUCACACUUCCUUCACACUCCCCGAAGAACUCCUGAAUGAUACCGACGAUCCCGGUACCAUGUUCAAUAGUACCACUACAACCAACGGUGAGAGAGACGUUGACUACGCCACUCUCUCAAGGGUCGAUGACCUCCCGGUCGACGACCUCCAUCAGCCCGACCCAAGAAGCUCAGAUGACACGCAAGAGAGCGUUCAGUCUAUCGGAGAGCAACUCAAGUCUACAUUCCAGACAACAUCAUCCACGGAGAUCAAGCAGAUCAUUAUUUGUCUCGCUCACCUUGAUCUCGCUCUUGCCAAGCAGACGCACCUUAACAACCUCCACGAGGCACACACUGCUAAGAACUUCAGGGAGCAACGUCAUCUCAACAAGGACCGCAAAUUGCGCCUCCGCGAAACCAUGAAGGAUGCAGACGCCAAAUUUGCUGCUCUUGACUCCCAGCGCAUGGGGCAGGAGAAGUCUGUCAAGGGGUGUGAGAUCCGCCUGAAUAGUCACGGUCUACAGCUACAGAACGUCAAGGACAGGGGCAAGAUGCUUGCCGAGGGUGGUGAAUGGAUGGAAGGAGGAUUGGUCAAGAUCGAGAAGCGUUGCGAAGCGCUGCAAGACGACGUCAAGGAGUUGAAAGGAGACAAUCAGCAGUUGAAGGAACAAUUCAAGGCUCUGGAAGAAGAAGUAGAAAUGCUCAGGGGAAGAGACGCUGUGUGGGAAAGAAGGUUGGCAGUGCUGGAGGGGUUGUUCGAGGAGAGAGAGGAGAACAUGAAUUGGUUCAAGAUCAGUGUGAACCAGGAGUGUGUGUUGGAUGCUGUCAGAUUUGUCCCGGGCAAUUAUCGCAUCUUCUCGGUUUUCCAUUGA
Aureobasidium uvarum is the source of this 1023-nucleotide messenger RNA. NCBI's taxonomy places the organism in Eukaryota, Fungi, Ascomycota, Dothideomycetes, Dothideales, Saccotheciaceae. The record is from the annotation of a GenBank genome assembly.